AUGGUGGAUACAGUGGAAGAUACUUGUCGAGAGAAGCAGCUGCAGAAACCUCAAAUGUCCCAAGCUUCGUUGAGACAACAACGUAACCGGCGCGGCAACACACUCAUCAAAAAGGCAUACGAACUCAGCGAUAUAGCUGAUGCCGAUGUCUUCCUUGGUAUCCGACUCCGAGAUGGUCGAGUCAGGACAUUUUGUGCAGAUAAGACGGGCUUUUGGUCUUCAAAGAUGUCAUAUUUGGAUUCAUAUUAUCCCAUCCCCCAACGAAAAACUCCAAGUGAUUUUGUUUCCAGACAAGACGGGAUAAUGAAGGAGAGUCACCGGUCAAAGGGUGGAAAAACCGACGAGAAAGAGGAAGGAUUCCAGAUAGAUCCAGCAUCAUUGGUUACAAAUGUUUCAUAA
This is a messenger RNA of Talaromyces marneffei, 399 nucleotides long. RefSeq lists its product as uncharacterized. Gene Ontology annotation, molecular function: DNA binding; protein dimerization activity. The transcript is spliced from 2 exons. The record is from RefSeq and is a predicted model, not a curated record. Lineage: Eukaryota; Fungi; Ascomycota; Eurotiomycetes; Eurotiales; Trichocomaceae. The coding region runs from base 1 to 399 and encodes 132 amino acids.